This is a messenger RNA of Helianthus annuus (common sunflower), 1388 nucleotides long. RefSeq lists its product as uncharacterized. The transcript is spliced from 8 exons. The coding region runs from base 554 to 922 and encodes 122 amino acids. NCBI's taxonomy places the organism in Eukaryota, Viridiplantae, Streptophyta, Magnoliopsida, Asterales, Asteraceae. The record is from RefSeq and is a predicted model, not a curated record.
CAUCAGAAAUGUCAAGUUAAAGUUUACUAAUUUGAAAGUUAAGUCCAAAAGUGUUGAUCCAAAAGACGAUGCCAACCGAUGUCACUGGUAAUUUAUCAUGCAUGAUUCUUCUGAAUUAUCUGAUGUACAUUGAUAUUUUUUUUUAAUUUCCAGAUAAAAAAUAGCAUUUAUCAGAAACUUACCGUCUACUGCUGAUGAAAACUACUUGAAGUUACUCUUUGGGCCCUUUGGGAAGGUAGAAAAAGUGGUGGUACACAACAAGGGCGCGUCUAGUGUCGGAUUUAUUCAUUUUGCUCAACGAUCACACCUUGAUAAUGCCAUAGGGGGGCUAAAUGAAAAAACCGUCAAAGGGCGGUCCAUCAUUUAAGCUACAGGUACUGUAAGCAACUGUAGGUAUUUAAUAAGUUAUUUACAUAAGAAUAACAAACAAAUAUGAGAUAUGAUAAUAGGUUGAAGUUGCAAGGCCCAUGGACAAGAAACGGAAAAGGGUUCGCAAAUCACUCAGUCGCGUGAAAUUUUAAAUAACUACAAACCUCAAAAUUAUGAGUCAGUCAUGAGUUCUUUCAAUGGCUACCGUGACGACACAGUUCAAAAGGAUCCUAUAGUUGCUGAUCCCCAUGAAGCUGCUGUUCUUCUGCUACCAGUGGCUGUUAGAGAUCGGUUACUUCGAGUUUUACGACUCGGUAUUGCUACUCGAUAUGAUAUCGAAGUUGAAUCCCUAGCUAAUCUAGCGGAACUACCUGAAUCUACAGCCAUAUUAGUUCUUGAUCAGUUUAUGUUAUUGGGAGCAGAAGAAGAGCAUGACAAGGGAGCAUAUCUCACUUCACUAAUUUCAAAGGUCGGAUGGUUAUGCAUCUCGUUAUUCUUCAUUAAUUUCAGAAUAUGGUGCGCCAAGUCAUGCAAGUGUUUUAAAAAGAGAUGAAAUAAGUCCAUUACGCUUUCAUGAAUUACCCGCUUCUUCCGCCACUGCUUCUUACAGUCAGUCGAUAUUUGACAAAUUCAAAUCUCCCAACAGCUUACGGAAACAUGGAGGAAAUGAGCCCCAACCCGUCGUCACACCAAAUCCCGGGCUCAUCUUCAAUAUCUUAUGCAAUUCAUGCACAAGAUCCGUACGCAAUUCCAGCUUAUGUAAAAGGCGGUGAUGGUCGUCUGCAAAUGAGAUUUGACCCGUACACUGGUGAGCCUUACAAAUUUGACCCGUUUACUGGUGAACGCAUUGUUCCAGAAAACUCGUAUGACCGACUAUGUUUGUGAUGUUAUAUGAGAUGAUGUCUGUUUUCGGUAAUGCAGUUUAUGUUAGUCUCUGAAUUGAGAAAUGUACAUUACUACUGGAGUUGUUUUUAGUUUUCGCUUUUCAGCGUAAUUUAAUUAAUGUUUUUUGUGAGGAA